GCGGGGGAGGUGAGGGGUGCUGGCGUGUGUGCAUGUGCCUGGCUGGGUGCACACCCCGCACGCGGCGGCGCCAGGACGCGGAGCGCUCCGCAGAGCCCGGUGCUUCGCUCGGCUCUGCCGGCCGCGACCAUGUUCCAGCCCACAGCCAAGCGCGGCUUUACCAUCGAGUCCUUGGUGGCCAAGGACGGCGGCACCGGCGGGGGCACUGGCGGCGGGGGCACCGGCUCCCAUCCCCUGGCGGCGGCCGCCUCAGAGGAGCCGCUCCGGCCCACAGCACUCAAUUACCCUCACCCUGGCGCGGCCGAGGCAGCCUUCGUGAGCGGCUUCCCCGCCGCCGCCGCUGCGGGCGCCGGCCGUUCGCUCUACGGUGGGCCCGAGCUCGUGUUCCCCGAGGCCAUGAACCACCCCGCGCUGACCGUGCACCCGGCACACCAGCUGGGCGCUUCCCCGCUGCAGCCCCCUCACUCCUUCUUCGGCGCCCAGCACCGGGACCCUCUGCACUUCUAUCCCUGGGUCCUGCGGAACCGCUUCUUCGGCCACCGCUUCCAGGCGAGCGACGUGCCCCAGGACGGGCUGCUGCUGCACGGCCCCUUCGCGCGCAAACCCAAGCGGAUCCGCACGGCCUUCUCGCCCUCGCAGCUGCUACGGCUGGAGCGCGCCUUCGAGAAGAACCACUACGUGGUGGGCGCCGAGCGGAAGCAGCUGGCCGGCAGUCUCAGCCUCUCCGAGACGCAGGUGAAGGUGUGGUUCCAGAACCGCAGGACAAAGUACAAGCGGCAGAAGCUGGAGGAGGAGGGGCCCGAGUCCGAGCAGAAGAAGAAGGGCUCCCACCACAUCAAUCGGUGGCGCAUUGCCACGAAGCAGGCCAACGGGGAGGACAUCGAUGUCACCUCCAAUGACUAGGGUGGGCAGUUGCCACACAUCCACGAGGGCAGAAUGCUGUUCGCUGCUGGCCAGGCCCCUCGGGUGGGCCCGACUGGACUCUGGCCAUUCUCUGGCCAGGCUGUGGGGAGAGCCUCAAGUCACUGCCCCACAGGGCUUGGAGUCUGGGGCUGCCACCGACGGAGGGACAAGAAAUGGGCUGGCUGAGGCCCGGGACUGCUUGGCCUUCUCCACACAGAGCCUGCCUGCCUGCCUGCGCAGGCCACCAGACACUACAGCCUCUCAGCCACUCUCCAUUUCUCUGCUCUCCUUUUUGUUUUGAUGCAUUUCUGUUUUAAUUUAUUUUACAGGCACCCGCUGUAGUUCUUAGUGAUCCCUUUGUGUCUCCCUUCCCUAUGGGAAUAAUAAAAGUCUCUCUCUUAAAGACAUGGGCAUUCAGCUCUAACCCCGGGUCUGGGAGCCUGGGGUGGGGCUUUAGGGACUCAAUCCAUUAACUCCUGUUCUUUGUUGGUGUUUCACCCUGGUCUCUAGUUCCAACUCUACAGCAAGAGAAAGCAGCUAGGCAUAGGGAAGGUCCACCUGUGUCUUGAAGGCUAUGCUCAGGUCUUUCCAAACUUACUGAUCAGUGAGAUUCAGGCCAGGUGGGUCAGAGGAGAGAGAGUGUGUGCACCUCUGCAUGCUUACAGAGUCUGGUGGCUUCCCCAGUUGAGGAAAAGAAAAAACACAGAAAAAUAGGAAUAUUAGGGGCUGGGUGGAGGGGGCACCAUUCAGAGAGGCUGACAGUCCCAGCUGCAAAUCCUGGUCACACCAGAGUGUUCACUCUGUUCAUGGAGAACCCCCUUGUGCAGAUUAAAGCUUCAGAGCUGAGCCUGCAACAGGUCCCCAAGGGUCAGGGCUUCCCAGCCUGGGAAAGAGCUGCAAGGCAGGGCCCACUAAACCCUUCAGUUUACCUGCCCUUCAAUUGUCCACGUGUCUUUCCCACUGUCACACAUCAAGGAUUCCCUCAUCCAAAAAGCGAGACCUGUCUUCUUGACAUCCUUUCCCCCACAAUGUCCAGACUGUCUCUACUUCUUCACCUCCCCAGUGCUCUGCAGCCCUCUGCUCUUCGGCCUCUGCCUCACCACUCUGCUGCUGCCAAUGACAGUCACCAACCAUAGUUGUGGCUACCUCCCUCUAGUCAAACUCAACUGCUUUCCACCUGGCUUCAUCUGCACCCCAAUCUUCCUGCCAUUCCCUCCUUGAUGCCCCACCCCUCCCUGCCUUCAUUCCAGUAACUCUGACACCUUCACCUCCUGCUUCUCUGAGUGCCCCCCAGUCUUGUCCAUGACUCAUCGCCCCUGUCCAUCCAGGGUUAGUCCUCGUUCCUCCUGCCUCCUCACUGUGCCCUCCGCCUAGGGCUUUGUACCCACUUCCAGGACUUCUCUGAGCUCCCUGGUCCAAACUUCCAGCCAACCUCUGCUGAGCCACAGCCCAACUAAGCCCACUGCCAGCUGUCUGCUGCCCUCCACUUCCCUUGGCACCACAACCCAACACAUCCAUAGUUGACUCAGCUCCUCCAGGAUUGCCCACCUUGGCAAAAU
Molecule: messenger RNA, 2462 nt
Organism: Manis pentadactyla (Chinese pangolin)
Lineage: Eukaryota; Metazoa; Chordata; Mammalia; Pholidota; Manidae
Gene: EMX1
Product: empty spiracles homeobox 1
Exons: 3
Coding region: 130-903 (257 amino acids)
Biological process (GO): neuron differentiation; central nervous system development; regulation of DNA-templated transcription
Molecular function (GO): DNA-binding transcription factor activity, RNA polymerase II-specific; DNA binding
Source: RefSeq, a predicted model, not a curated record